CCACAAGAUGGAAGGCUUUGUGUAUCUCCUGCUACUAUGCUUUCCUCUACUGAGAUAUUCUGGUGCUGCAAUGAUAGUCACUGGUUCUCUGGAGAAUGGAGCAGCAACAGUAACAUGUAGUGCUCAAGACGUGCUAGACAUGAGAUGGAUCGUUACGGGUUUUCCGAUUGCUGAGAGUGUCGACUUUUACACAAUACUGAGAUCUGGAAGAAACACUGUUGCCAUUGUGGAAGGGAUAACCCUCUCAUCUAUGGUCUCAAAUGAAUACGAUCGUCCCUACUCCUCUGUACAAUCUAUAAUGACUGUUAGUUCGUCACUGAGUCAGCAAGACGAUGUAACAUUCAUCUGCAGUGGACACGAUUAUUACUACAAAUCCUUCUUUGAAAGAGCAAUUAUAUCAUCCAACAACUUCCCUUCU
This is a messenger RNA of Geodia barretti, 418 nucleotides long. NCBI's taxonomy places the organism in Eukaryota, Metazoa, Porifera, Demospongiae, Tetractinellida, Geodiidae. The record is from the annotation of a GenBank genome assembly.